CUGUUGUCUUCCCGAUUUCAUGCUUAUUCUCCAAUCCAGAGUACCUCUGCUCAUUAGGCACACCUCUCCGAUAAAUACACUACCCCGCAUACUCCCACCCCACUAUCGCUAUCGCUAUCGCUAUCGGCCAUAUCGAUACCGAUAUCAGCCAACGACCACAACAACACCUACCUUCCUACACCUCCAGCACCAAGCACACACCCACGAUGACCUCCAACACAAAAACAACCAAAACUCGCAUCCUCCUUAUCUCCGACACCCACACCAGCCCCCCAACCCCCUCACACUCAACCACAUCCUCCGCCUACCGCUCCCCGCUCCCGAAAGCCGACAUCCUCCUGCACGCCGGCGACAUCACCAAAGUCGGCUACAAGCAUGAACACGAAGAGAUGUUGGCGAUGCUCAAAGAUGCAGAUGCAGAGCUGAAGCUCGUUAUCGCGGGGAAUCAUGAUAUCACGCUUGAUGAGGAGUACUACAAUCGGGUUGGAUAUUUGAGACAUAAGCGGAAGUUGGGGUAUACAGCUGCGCUGGACAGUAAAGAAGAGGGAGGGGACGGACAACUUGAGAACUGCGCCGAAAUCAAAGCCCUCUACACGCACCCCGACGCCGUCGCCGCCGGAAUCAGAUACCUAGAAGAAGGCCUGUACACGUUCACCAUCUCCAACGGCGCGCGCUUCACGGUCUAUGCCUCACCCUACACGCCUGAAUUCUGUCAAUGGGCGUUCCCCUAUGAGCGCCAUGUCGACCGGUACAACCCCCAGCCUCCCGUGUCUGUUCGACAAUUCGGUGUUCAAGCACCGAAUCCUGUGCCCAGUUAUCCGGGGGUGGAUAUCAUGCUUACGCAUGGCCCGCCGUAUGGGAUUUUCGAUGAGGUGAUUCCGAGUGGGAGUCAUGUGGGAUGUGAGAAUUUGUUGAAGGCAACGGCGCGCGCGAAGCCUAGGUUACAUGUGUUUGGGCAUAUUCAUGAAGCGUACGAUGGUGGCAGGUUGGACUGGGGGACUCAAAAGAUGAAGAAGAUUCGGGGCGAUCCGGAGGAUAUGCUGGAGGAGAGGUGUUUGUAUGUUGAUGCUAGUGAGGAUGGGGGGAAGGGAUUGAAGUUUGGGGAGGAGACGCUCUUUGUCAACGCGAGUGUGGUGACGAUUAGGUAUCAUGCGGUUAAUGCGCCUUGGUUGGUGGAUUUGGAUUUGCCGGUUGAGAGACAAUAGUUUACGAGGAAGGGUAGUUAGAUCGCUAAGCACCAUAGCUUGACAUAUGUAUAAUGCAUGAUAUGAAUAAUUUACAGGAAUCCAAAGUCCAAAAGAGAUUAAACCAGUGAAA
Molecule: messenger RNA, 1317 nt
Organism: Aspergillus glaucus CBS 516.65
Lineage: Eukaryota; Fungi; Ascomycota; Eurotiomycetes; Eurotiales; Aspergillaceae
Product: metallophosphatase domain-containing protein
Exons: 1
Coding region: 207-1205 (332 amino acids)
Molecular function (GO): hydrolase activity
Source: RefSeq, a predicted model, not a curated record